Molecule: messenger RNA, 2643 nt
Organism: Malassezia japonica
Lineage: Eukaryota; Fungi; Basidiomycota; Malasseziomycetes; Malasseziales; Malasseziaceae
Gene: srs2
Product: DNA helicase
Exons: 3
Coding region: 1-2643 (880 amino acids)
Biological process (GO): recombinational repair
Cellular component (GO): nucleus
Molecular function (GO): 3'-5' DNA helicase activity; hydrolase activity; DNA binding
Source: RefSeq, a predicted model, not a curated record
AUGCACGACGCGUUGCGCCUGCAGGCCUUGUCGGACUCGCAGCGGGCGGCGGUGACGAGCGCAGCGGAGCGCCCGCUGCAAAUCCUCGCGGGUCCAGGGUCUGGCAAGACGCGAGUACUCACGAUGCGCGUCGCCUGGCUCGUUCUUGGCGGCGAGGAGCGUGCGCCCGUCGCGCCACACCAGUGCGUCGUCGUCACCUUUACGAACAAGGCGGCAGCCGAGAUGCGCUCGCGCCUCAACGGGCUCAUUGGUGAAGAGAAUACGCGGAUGCUGGUCCUUGGGACGUUCCACGCGACGUGCGCGAGGUACCUGCGGCGCCACGGGCACCGCAUCGCGAUCGAUACCAACUUUACCAUUGCCGACAUGGACGAUGGGAAACGCAUCGUGAAAGAGGUGCUGGACCAGUACAUGGACCGCCUCAAAGAGGGGUCGCUGACCCUCAAGCCCGAGCAGGCGCUUGCGGAAAUUUCCAAGGCCAAGUCCAAGUGCCUCACGCCAAAAAUGCUCGCCCAAGUAAUGCCGGCCUCGAGCGCCGUGACGAAGGAGUACAAUGCAAUCAUCGCGGCGGUGUACUCAGACUACCAGGCGCGCCUGCACGAGAACAAUGCGCUUGAUUUUGAUGACCUGCUCAUGCGCGGCGCACAGCUCUUUCGCGAGCAUCCGUCGGUGGGCAGCGACAUUCGGCACGUACUCGUCGACGAGUUCCAGGACACGAAUGCCGUGCAGUACGAGCUAAUGUGCCUGAUGGCGUCCGCUACAGGGCAUGUAAGUGUCGUCGGCGAUCCCGAUCAGAGCAUCUACAGCUGGCGCAACGCCGAGGUCGGCAACCUCGAAAAGAUGUACAGCGACUUUCCUGGUUUGCACCGCGUCUUGCUCGAAGAGAACUUUCGCAGCACAAAGGCGAUUCUCGACGCGUCGCUCAAGCUCGUGCGCCAAGACACGGAGCGCAUCGACAAAGGCCUCUUUACCUCGAAAGGUGCCGGCGCACCCGUCUCCUUUCGCUCGUUUCCGUCGGCAGACCUCGAGUCGGAGUACAUCGCGCUCGAAAUUCAAAGGCAUGUACUGCUCGCGCAGCCGCUGCUAUCGUACUCGGACGUAUGCAUUCUUCUUCGCUACAACGCGCUAAGUCGCUCGCUCGAAAGUGCGCUACAGCGGCUGCGCAUUCCCUACCGCGUCAUGGGCGGACCCAAGUUCUUUGACCGCGCCGAAGUCAAGGACCUGCUUGCGUACCUCUUGCUGGUAGACAACAAGGCGUACACACCAGCUUUGCUGCGCAUCAUCAAUGUCCCUCGCCGGGGUAUCGGGGCCAAGAGCAUCAAAGAUCUUGCCGAGCUCGCGCAGAAGCACAACCUUGCCGUGCUGGACUGCGUCGACCAGAUGGUCGACGGCAAUGCGGCACUUUCUGCCGGCAUCCGUCCGACCGUCCUCCAGGGCCUGAAAAAGCUCGGCACGACCCUACGCCGGCUGCGCGAGGCGGCGCACGAAGGCAUGCCGGUACCUGACCUCUUGCAGCUCCUCAUUUCCGAGGUCGACUUUGAGGCACACCUCAAGCGCGAGGAGGACUAUGCGUCGCGCUGGGAAAACGUCCAAGAGCUGAUUAGUUUUGCGGCGUCGUGCGAUACGGGCAUGUAUGAUACCCAGGACAGCUGGGGCGAAGGGGAUGGCGACGAGCGCGCGCCGAAACGUGCACGCAAAGACAUGGCGCCGACGCCGCUGCGCAUCUUUUUGGAAAACAGCAUGCUGGCGUCCGAUACGGCAGCCGGCGUCGACGGGAACGAGAUGGUGACGAUUUCGACGUGCCAUGCGGCAAAAGGCCUCGAGUGGCCUGUCGUAUUUGUGCCGGCGGUCGAAGAGGGAAUCUUUCCCUUCUAUCGGUCAGUCACGGCGGACGAGCAGCGCGAAGAACGGCGGCUCUUGUACGUUGCCAUGACCCGCGCCGCGACCAAUCUCUACUUGAGCCAUACCCGCCGCCGCCUCGUUGCGGGCGAGUGGCACUCGCGCACGCUCAGUCACUUUCUUGCACCCCUCAUUCCCAAAGCACGCUCGGGCACGCAGCCGCCCGGUGCACCUCGGCACCAGGUCGUGGACUGGUGCUUUGGCGUGCCAGACGUGAGCAGCGCGUUUCAAGACGUCGCAUCGGUGCUCCAGCGCCCGAUGCCUGAGCAAGACACGCUCAGCCAAAACCAGGCUGCGUACGCUGCGUCAGCGACGGCCCGACGCCUGUCAGAGAUGCACGAAGACGAGAUGAAGCCCGAGACGAAGCCUUCGCCGCCGAUGUACACAAGUGGUCCCCGCCCCGCGUCGAGCGGAUUUGCCUCUGCACUCAACUCGCUCGGCUCCUCGGCCUUGUCUGGUACGCGCCAAGGCAAUGUGCGUGCGGCGAACCCGCUUCCGAGCCAGCUCGGCAAGCCGGGUCGCUCGCUUGGCCUGCGCCGCGGCCCAUCGCCCGCGGCGUCCUCGAGCGGCGCGUCCUUUUCACGUCCCUCGGCCAGCGACCCCACGCCGCCGAGCCGAGCGGGCCUGUCGACCCCCACGCUGUCCAAGCCGGACCUCUCCACGCCCUCGCUGAUCCGGUCUGCGCCGCGCACGCUCGGCACACGGCGCCCGAUGCCCAAGUUGGAUCAUGAAAAGCGGCAUGACUAG